Molecule: messenger RNA, 358 nt
Organism: Penicilliopsis zonata CBS 506.65
Lineage: Eukaryota; Fungi; Ascomycota; Eurotiomycetes; Eurotiales; Aspergillaceae
Exons: 4
Coding region: 40-297 (85 amino acids)
Source: RefSeq, a predicted model, not a curated record
AUCUUCUACUACAAUACUUCUUAUAUCAGAAUCAACGAAAUGCGCUUCAUCACUAUGACUCUUGCCUUGCUGGCGAGUUCCCUCCUUGUUGCCGCUGCCCCUGCAGAAGGAGAAAAAGUGAAACGGGAUUGUCCUGACAACUGGAACUGUGGAGAAUGCAAUGGGACCUCCUGCAAGAUUGGAAUAUCCAAUUUUGCCUGUACCAAUGGCAAGUGUACAGCACAGAGUGGAGGAGGAGAUGGUGCCGCCUGCCAUCAAGAUGCCGAAGACAACAGAGUAUAUUGCCCUGGCAACUGAGACUAGAUAGAUGAAGAAACGAUAUGAAUGGACUUUACUUUAGUAUACCCCUUGAUCCUGU